AUAACCAUCCUUGUUAAAUCCCUGCAUAAAACAUGAGAUCUGCUUCUGCUGCAUCGGUUUGUUGUCUCAGUUGCCUGCUGCUGCCAGGUGUGGUUUUACAGACAACAGGGUUUUUCUCGCCAUAUUGGAUAAAACAGAAUUCAACAUCAGACUGCUUCAGAGGAAUCCUGUACACCGUAAAUUGUGAUGAAAGUAUUAAAGGACUCGGUCCAACAGUUUUGGGAUGCCAGACUACAGCUUUAAUCAUUAUUGCCCUUUCAACAAUUGUUCUCUUGUAUACUUUAUGCUACAGUAAAGACGACCAACAAAACAGCCUGGGGUGUUAUCAUAAAUUUGGAUUGUGUUUUAUUUGCCUUUACCCUCUUUCAGGAAUCAUUAGUUUUUCUGGGUGCAUGUUUGUUGUUACAAACUAUAACAACCACGAAAAGAGCUGGGGUUUUCAUCUUUCUCUGGCAGCAUCAUGCUAUGUAGUCCUUGAGAUCUUCAUAUGCUGCUAUACAUUGAACAAGCUAGGAAGGUCAGGAAAGGACACAGAUAUCGAGGAUGUACAAAGGAAUUCAAGUAAUAAUGGCGAGGAAAACAAUCAAUUUGGAGCAUCAACUCAAGACAAUGAAACAACGACCCCUUCCCGUGGGGGAGGUGUUAUUUUGGGUCAAGUGCAAGGUCAUCACCAAUUAAAAUUUACAAGCACCAGGACGUUUCUGACCAGGAAGCUACAGGUCACGAGAGUUUUCCACAUCAGCUGA
This is a messenger RNA of Saccostrea cuccullata (small rock oyster), 746 nucleotides long. RefSeq lists its product as uncharacterized. The record is from RefSeq and is a predicted model, not a curated record. The transcript has 4 exons. The coding region runs from base 33 to 746 and encodes 237 amino acids. NCBI's taxonomy places the organism in Eukaryota, Metazoa, Mollusca, Bivalvia, Ostreida, Ostreidae.